This is a messenger RNA of Fomitopsis serialis, 879 nucleotides long. RefSeq lists its product as uncharacterized. Gene Ontology annotation, biological process: regulation of transcription by RNA polymerase II; chromatin remodeling. The transcript is spliced from 4 exons. The record is from RefSeq and is a predicted model, not a curated record. Lineage: Eukaryota; Fungi; Basidiomycota; Agaricomycetes; Polyporales; Fomitopsidaceae. Gene Ontology annotation, cellular component: nucleus; nuclear chromosome. Gene Ontology annotation, molecular function: transcription coregulator activity. Bases 1 to 879 code for a protein of 292 amino acids.
AUGGUCCCGCCUUCGAGAUUCAUCUCCGCGAACCCAAUAGCACCCACAAAACACGCUUACUUGUACGUCCUGUCUCUGUGGGUGCUUUACGACAUCUCACACAUAUACUGCAAGUCGAGUUUGAGACCGACAUGUAUCGAAUACAAGACUCGGUGCUUCGUAUGGAACCUACACGAAGACCUGAUCAAGCCCGCGGCGGUGUUUGCACGCACGUUCUGCGCCGACCUGGACAUCCCGACGAACCCCUGGGCGGAUACCGCUGCAGCUCAGAUCCGCGCACAGUUGGAAGAGCAUGCAGGUGUCGCAGAACUGGAUCUCGAGGUCGAGACGGAUGACGAUGACGAGUUGAUGGAGGGCGACGAGGUACCCGAGUGUCGUGUCGUCCUCAGCAUUGACGUUCAAAUCGCGAACCACCACCUCUCCGACCACAUCGAGUGGGACCUCCUCUCCUCUCUCACCCCGGAACAGUUCGCGAGCACGCUCUGCGCGGAGCUCGGGCUCUCAGGCGAGGCCGUCCCGCUCGUCGCGCACGCCGUGCACGAGGAGCUCAUCAAGCACAAGCGCGACGCGUGGGAGUGGGGCGUGCUCGGGCUCGAGCAGCAGCACGGCGCGGACGAGGACCGACCGCGCGACCGGAGCGGGUUCAGCCUGCUCAAGGACAAGACGGGGUUGGGGCUGUCGUGGGGACGGGCGCCGAAGGACGGGCGCGGGCCGAAGCCGCUCCGGAGCGUGUGGCGGGAUUGGCAAGAGGCGGAGGAGUUUAGGACGCGCUUCGAGGUGUUGACGGCGGAGGAGGUCGAGAGGAGGGAGAUUGAGCGCGAGCGCGCGAGUCGGCGAUUGCGGGAGACAUCAAAGUUCCAGUCAAGUUCCAGUAUGUAG